Messenger RNA from Daucus carota subsp. sativus, 1669 nucleotides. Its product is annotated as aminomethyltransferase, mitochondrial. The transcript has 4 exons. Gene Ontology annotation, molecular function: protein binding; aminomethyltransferase activity. The record is from RefSeq and is a predicted model, not a curated record. Gene Ontology annotation, cellular component: mitochondrion. Gene Ontology annotation, biological process: glycine catabolic process. NCBI's taxonomy places the organism in Eukaryota, Viridiplantae, Streptophyta, Magnoliopsida, Apiales, Apiaceae. Bases 338 to 1564 code for a protein of 408 amino acids.
UGAUCUACAACAACAAAUGUCAUCACCACUCACUCCCGAUUGGGCUAUGAAAAAGCCUCCUCCACCCACUACAUCACCCACCAUUUUUUCAUCCUUCUCUUCUGAUAUAUUUUAGAAUUUAUUUUUCCUCUUAUUGGCUAUAUAUAUAAUUAAAUUAAACAAAAUAAAAUAAAAACCUUUUUCUUGUAAUUAAUUAAUUAAUAUAUUAUAGUUUUGUGCUGUAAAAUAGACUACCCUGUAUACUAUAUAUCCAAACACUUGUUAUUUUUCCAAGAAAGGCGAAGACAAGAGAUUGCCCCUUAAGACUGAAGCUUUUUCACUUGUCAGUUUAUUAAAGAUGAGGGGAGCUGGUUUCUGGCAACUUGGGCAGUCCAUCACCCGUCGUCUUGCUCAGGCUGACAAGAAGUCUGUGGCUCGCAGAUGCUACGCUACUGAAGCUGAUCUCAAGAAGACUGUUCUUUAUGACUUCCAUGUUGCCCAUGGUGGCAAGAUGGUGCCUUUUGCUGGUUGGAGUAUGCCAAUUCAGUACAAGGAUUCAAUUAUGGAUUCAACCUUGAAUUGCAGGGCAAAUGGUAGCCUUUUUGAUGUGUCACACAUGUGUGGGCUAAGCCUUAAGGGCAAGGACAGCAUUUCAUUUCUUGAAAAGUUGGUUGUUGCUGAUGUUGCUGGACUUGCCCCUGGGACUGGUACAUUGACUGUUUUCACAAAUGAAAAAGGAGGGGCAAUUGAUGAUUCUGUGAUCACCAAAGUGACUGAUGAUCAUAUAUACUUGGUUGUGAAUGCUGGGUGCAGAGACAAGGAUCUGGCACAUAUUGAGGAGCAUAUGAAUGCUUAUAAAGCCAAAGGUGGGGACGUGUCAUGGCACAUUCAUGAUGAGAGAUCUCUUCUAGCCCUCCAGGGUCCUCUAGCAGCUCCAGUUCUUCAGCAUCUUACGAAGGAGGAUUUAAGCAAGCUUUACUUUGGGGAGUUCCAGAUAUUGGAUAUCAAUGGAGCAAGAUGCUUUCUCACUAGAACAGGGUACACAGGUGAAGAUGGAUUUGAAAUCUCUGUACCUUCAGAGAAUGCUGUGGAUCUUGCCAAGGCAAUAUUAGAAAAAUCUGAAGGUAAAGUAAGGCUGACAGGGCUGGGUGCAAGAGACAGUCUUCGACUUGAAGCUGGACUGUGCCUCUAUGGCAAUGACAUGGAGCAGCACAUUACCCCUGUAGAGGCUGGUCUUACCUGGGCCAUUGGGAAGAGAAGAAGAGCGGAAGGAGGAUUUCUAGGAGCUGAGGUGAUACUUAAACAAAUUGCAGAUGGUCCAUCAAUCAGGCGUGUUGGUCUGUUUUCCCCAGGACCCCCAGCAAGAGGUCACAGCGAGAUUCAGAAUGAGAAAGGGGAACCCAUUGGAGAGGUCACUAGCGGAGGAUUUAGCCCCUGCCUGAAGAAGAACGUUGCUAUGGGUUACGUGAAAUCUGGAAACCACAAGGCGGGCACCAAAGUUAAGAUUGUUGUUCGUGGCAAAGCUUACGAGGGAGCUGUCACAAAGAUGCCAUUCGUCGCCACAAAAUAUUACAAGCCUUCUUAGUUCUGGCAACCGCUACUUUCCUGUAUUCUAAUGUCUUGUUUGAUAUGUUUUUUUGAUGACAUUGAAAAUGCUACAAUCAAUACUAAUCUUAAUUUCCUCACUUAA